UCACAGUGGGUUCGCAGCUGGAGCGUCUGGGAUUACUUCAGGGAUUACUUUCCUAUAACGCUGGUGAAGACGGUGGACCUGGACCCCAAACACAACUACAUCUUUGGUUUCCAUCCACAUGGUGUGCUGGUUGCAGGUGCCUUCGGCUCCUUCUGUACUGAGUCCACAGGUUUCUCUCAGUUGUACCUGUCUCUCUCUCAGUCUCUCUCUCUCUCAGUUGUACCUGUCUCUCUCUCUCUCUCUCAGUUGUACCUGUCUCUCUCUCUGUCUCUCUCUCUCAGUUGUACCUGUCUGUCUCUCAGGUGUACAUGUGCCUGUCUGUCUCUCUGUAGGUGUGCUGGUUGCAGGUGCCUUCGGCUCCUUCUGUACUGAGUCCACAGGUUUCUCUCAGUUGUACCUGUCUCUCUCUCAGUCUCUCUCUCUCUCAGUUGUACCUGUCUCUCUCUCUCUCUCUUUCUCUCUCAGUUGUACCUGUCUCUCUCUCUGUCUCUCUCUCUCAGUUGUACCUGUCUGUCUCUCAGGUGUACAUGUACCUGUCUCUCUCUCAGUUGUACAUGUACCUGUCUGUCUCUCAGGUGUACAUGUGCCUGUCUGUCUCUCUGUAGGUGUGCUGGUUGCAGGUGCCUUCAGCUCCUUCUGUACUGAGUCCACAGGUUUCUCUCAGUUGUUUCCUGGUCUCACUCCUCACCUGCUCAUGCUGCCGUUCUGGUUCAGAGUUCCACUGUUCAGAGAAUACAUCAUGUGUGGAGGUCUGGUGUCCAGUUCAAAGUCCAGUCUGGGUCAUCUGGUCAGCCGGCCGGAGGGAGGGAACGUGGCGGUGCUCGCAGUGGGCGGAGCCCCAGAGGCUCUGGACGCACGGCCCGGAGCGUUAACUUUACAGAUCCUCAACAGAAAAGGCUUCAUCAAACUGGCUCUGAAACACGGGGCUCAGCUGGUUCCGGUGUUUUCCUUUGGAGAAAACGAGCUCUUUGAUCAGAUGGAGAAUCCAACUGGAUCUGCACUGAGGAGGCUACAGAACCGGCUGCAGAGCAUCAUGGGAGUAGCUCUGCCUCUGUUUCACGCCAGAGGAGUUUUCCAGUACAGCUUCGGCCUGAUGCCGUACCGACAACCCAUACACACUAUAGUGGGCAGUCCUAUCUCUGUUUCUCUCACUCCCUCUCCUGACAGUUCUGACAUCAGUCGUCUUCAUAAACUUUACCUCCAGAGUUUAACCGACCUGUUUGAACAGAACAAACUCAAGUAUGGACUGAAGGAGGACCAGCACCUGACCUUCAUCUGACCUCUGACCCAUGACCUCUGACUUCACCUUCAUCUGACCUCUGACCCAUGAGCUCUGACCCCUGACCUCUGACCUGUUUGAACAGAACAAACUCAAGUAUGGACUGAAGGAGGACCAGCACCUGACCUUCAUCUGACCUCUGACCUCUGACCCCUGACCUCUGACCUGUUUGAACAGAACAAACUCAAGUAUGGACUGAAGGAGGACCAGCACCUGACCUUCAUCUGACCUCUGACCUCUGACCCCUGACCUCUGACCUGUUUGAACAGAACAAACUCAAGUAUGGACUGAAGGAGGACCAGCACCUGACCUUCAUCUGACCUCUGACCCAUGAGCUCUGACCUCUGACCUGUUUGAACAGAACAAACUCAAGUAUGGACUGAAGGAGGACCAGCACCUGACCUUCAUCUGACCUCUGACCCAUGACCUCUGACCCCUGACCUCUGACCUGUUUGAACAUAACA
Sphaeramia orbicularis (orbiculate cardinalfish) is the source of this 1743-nucleotide messenger RNA. Its product is annotated as 2-acylglycerol O-acyltransferase 2-A-like. The record is from RefSeq and is a predicted model, not a curated record. Gene Ontology annotation, biological process: triglyceride biosynthetic process. The coding region runs from base 119 to 1279 and encodes 386 amino acids. Gene Ontology annotation, molecular function: diacylglycerol O-acyltransferase activity. The transcript is spliced from 9 exons. Gene Ontology annotation, cellular component: endoplasmic reticulum membrane. NCBI's taxonomy places the organism in Eukaryota, Metazoa, Chordata, Actinopteri, Kurtiformes, Apogonidae.